CCCGGACUUGGCGCCCAUUUCAUUUCGCCGCCCCACCCAAAACCCAAAUCUGAUCUAGGGUUCCUUCCUUCUCCCCGUUCCCCCCCACACACAACAGCACGAGCGGAGGCUGCAGAGCCGAGCGGCGCAGGCGAUUCUCCUCCUCUCCCCGCGCCCCGCGUACCGCGCGCGCGCGCUGGGGAGCAUGGGCGGCGGCGGUGGCGGCGAUGGUCGGCGGCGGAGGCCGUCGGCCGGAGGAGGAGGAGGGGGAGGGGGAAGGGGAGGCGGUUGGAGGUCUGGGUCGUCGGCGGCGAAGGACCAGCGGCUGCGGCUCGGAGCGGAGGAGCUCCUGGAGAGCAGGCUUGGCUUUGCGCCCUACACCGACAGCGAGCGCCGGCUCGGAUGGCUCCUGACCUUCUCCCCGUCAUCAUGGGAGGAUGAGGACACUGGGAAGAUAUACAGCUGUGUUGACCUAUACUUCGUGUCCCAGGACGGUUCUACAUUUAAAGUGAAAUACAAAUUUCCCCCUUACUUUUAUGCUGCGACUAAGGAUAAGAUGGAGUUAGAAGUCGAGGCAUAUCUCAGGCGACGUUAUGAAGGCGACAUUGCUGACAUAGAAAUUAUUGAGAAAGAAGAUCUUGAUCUAAAAAACCACCUUUCUGGUUUGAAGAGGAAAUAUUUGAAGAUCCAGUUUGAUACCGUACAGCAAUUAAUGCGUGUGAGAAGUGACCUAUUGCAUGUUGUUGAAAAGAAUGAAGAAGAACUAAAUGCUGCAGAGGCAUUUGAAUCAAUUUAUGGUGUAAAAAGGGUAGAAAGGCCACAAGAUUACAUAAAUUGCAUCAUUGAUUUGCGUGAAUAUGAUGUUCCAUAUCAUGUUCGUUUUGCUAUCGAUAAUGACGUGAGGUGUGGACAGUGGUACGAUGUUAGCGUAUCUAGCUCUGAUGUUUUGCUUCACAGAAGGGAAGAUCUACUACAGCGUGCAGAAGUUCAUGUAUGUGCAUUUGAUAUUGAAACCACGAAGCUGCCUCUGAAGUUUCCAGAUGCUGAGUAUGACACUGUAAUGAUGAUCUCUUACAUGAUUGAUGGGCAAGGAUACCUGAUAAUCAACCGAGAGUGUGUAGGGGAAGAUAUUGAAGAUUUGGAGUAUACACCUAAACCAGAAUUUGAGGGGCAUUUUAAAGUUAAGAAUGUCGCAAAUGAGUUGGAUCUACUCAAAGCUUGGUUUUCUCACAUGCAAGAGGUUAAGCCUGGUAUUUAUGUUACAUACAACGGCGACUUUUUUGACUGGCCAUUUUUGGAGAAGAGAGCUGCUCAUCAUGGGAUUAAAAUGAAUGAGGAGAUUGGAUUCCAAUGUGAUAAUAAUCAAGGCGAAUGCCGAGCUAAAUUUUCUUGCCAUCUUGACUGUUUUGCUUGGGUGAAGCGAGACAGUUACCUUCCACAAGGAAGUCAUGGUCUAAAGGCUGUUACAAAAGCUAAGUUAGGCUAUGAUCCUCUGGAGGUUAAUCCAGAAGAUAUGGUUCGGUUUGCAAUGGAGCAGCCUCAGACAAUGGCUUCUUACUCUGUAUCAGAUGCUGUUGCAACAUACUAUCUAUACAUGACUUACGUCCAUCCAUUUAUCUUUUCCCUUGCAACCAUUAUACCUAUGUCACCUGAUGAGGUUUUACGGAAAGGAAGUGGGACAUUGUGUGAAAUGCUGCUAAUGGUCCAGGCAUUCAAGGCUAAUAUUAUUUGUCCUAACAAGCACCAAGCUGAUCUAGAGAAGUUCUACAAUAACCGUCUAUUGGAAAGCGAAACUUAUAUUGGUGGUCAUGUUGAGUGUCUUGAAACUGGUGUAUUUAGAUCUGAUCUUCCUACGAAGUUCCAACUUGAACCGUCAGCAUGUGAGCAACUGAUUGCAAAUCUUGAUCGUGAUCUGCAAUAUGCCAUUUCCGUAGAAGGAAAAUUAGAUAUUGAUUCUGUCACAAACUACGAUGAAGUCAAGGAUGCCAUUAAACAGAAGCUAGUUUCUUUGCGAGAUCACCCUAUUCGUGAAGAAUGUCCACUUAUAUAUCAUCUGGAUGUUGCUGCGAUGUAUCCAAAUAUCAUUUUGACAAAUAGGCUCCAGCCACCAUCCAUAGUUACCGAUGUGGACUGCACAGCAUGUGAUUUCAAUCGUCCUGGAAAGAAUUGCCUUCGGACGCUUGAAUGGGUAUGGCGAGGAGAGACCUACAUGGCAAAAAAGAGUGACUAUCAUCAUAUAAAGAGGCAAAUUGAGUCAGAGAUGAUUCAAGCUGGUGGGGUGACACCUUCAAAGCCUUUUCUUGACCUCUCAAAACCAGAGCAUUUACUAAAACUGAAGGAUCGUUUGAAGAAGUACUGCCAAAAGGCAUAUAAAAGAGUAGUUGACAAACCAAUUACAGAAGUGAGGAACGCUGGAAUAUGCAUGCGUGAAAAUUCCUUCUAUGUAGACACAGUACGAAGCUUUCGUGAUAGAAGGUAUGAGUACAAAGGUCUUAACAAAUCAUGGAAAGGAAAACUGGCAGAAGCAAAAGCCAAUGGAAAUUCUAUCAAAAUUCAGGAAGCACAGGACAUGGUUGUGCUCUAUGAUUCGUUGCAACUUGCCCACAAGUGUAUAUUGAAUUCGUUUUAUGGAUAUGUUAUGCGCAAGGGUGCAAGAUGGUAUUCUAUGGAAAUGGCUGGUGUUGUUACAUAUACUGGUGCAAAGAUUAUCCAAAAUGCUCGUCUACUUGUAGACAAAAUUGGAAAGCCACUGGAACUAGAUACUGAUGGCAUUUGGUGUGUUCUUCCUGGUUCUUUUCCAGAGAACUUUACCUUCAAGACAAAUGCUGGGAAGAAGCUCACGAUAUCCUAUCCCUGUGUGAUGCUUAAUGUUGAUGUUGCGAGAAACAACACUAAUGAUCAAUAUCAAACAUUGAAUGACCCAGUAAAUAAGCUAUAUACAACACACAGUGAAUGUUCCAUUGAAUUUGAGGUAGAUGGACCUUACAAGGCUAUGAUUCUACCUGCCUCUAAAGAGGAAGGGGUUCUUCUAAAGAAAAGGUAUGCGGUCUUUAAUGAAGAUGGUACCUUGGCAGAACUUAAAGGUUUUGAAAUCAAGCGUAGAGGUGAGCUGAAGCUCAUCAAAGUUUUUCAGGCAGAGGUAUUUGACAGAUUUCUUCAUGGUUCAACUUUAGAGGAAUGCUAUACAGCUGUUGCUUCUGUUGCUAAUCGUUGGUUAGACCUACUGGAUAACCAAGGAAUUGAUAUUUCCGACAAUGAGUUGCUUGAUUUCAUAUCUGAGUCUAGCACAAUGAGUAAAUCCCUAGUUGACUAUGGAGAACAAAAAUCAUGUGCUGUAACAACAGCAAAAAGACUAGCUGAAUUCCUCGGGGAUUCAAUGGUAAAAGACAAAGGGCUGCAUUGCCAAUACAUAGUUGCCCGGGAGCCACAGGGCACUCCAGUGAGUGAGCGUGCUAUUCCAGUAGCUAUCUUUGAGACGGAUGCUGAAAUUGCAAAGUUUUAUUUAAGAAAAUGGUGUAAAAUCUCCUCUGAAGCGAGCAUCCGAUCUAUUGUUGACUGGUCUUACUAUAAGCAACGCCUAAGCUCUGCUAUUCAGAAGAUUAUAACGAUUCCUGCAGCAAUGCAAAAGAUUUCGAAUCCUGUUCCUCGAGUUCUUCAUCCUGAUUGGUUGCACAAAAAGGUCAGAGAGAAAGAUGAUCGAUUUCGCCAGCGCAAACUACGUGAUAUGUUCAAUCCUUUGGAGAAGGACAGGGGGGUGCAGAAUUUGGAUGGGACAGGAGAUAUGGAAGAUUUAUUAACGCUGGAUGGUGGUAUGAGAAAAAGUCAUGUACCCAAUGGUUUUGGAAAAGAAAAUAAACCAAACGACGCACCAUCAACAGAAGCUGGUUCAAAGCAUAGCAAGAAUAAACAAAAAUCUAUAACUAGGUCAAAUGAACCCCUUGCCGUACAUAUUCAAAAUGAUGCUGCUGAUGAACAAGUUGAUAGAAGUACUGAUUAUCAAGGAUGGCUUGAUGCUAAGAAGAGAAAAUGGAAAUAUGUUCGUGAGCAAAAAAAGCGUCAAAGGUUGGGUGCUGCAGUCACUUCUGAUGGUCCCACCAAUGAUUUGUUUUCUGCAAGGAAUGUCGGUCAGUUACAUGGCAAUGCUAGGAACCGGUCUACAUUUUUCCAGAAACAAGAAUUGGCCCUCUUUAGAUCACAUUGGCAGAUAAUACAGCUUGCUUCGAGUACAUUGCCUGGCCACUUUUUUGCAUGGGUUGUUGCUGAGGGGAUCAUGUUCAAGAUUCCUAUCAAUGUGCCAAGAGUCUUUUACCUAAACUCGAAAGCUCCUGUCACAGAAGAGUUUCCAGGGAGGCGUGUAAAGAAGAUUCUUCCACAUGGAAGGCCAUGUUUCAAUCUCAUUGAGGUUGUAACUAGUGAAGAACAGUUCAGGGUGGAGGGCAAAAAGCUUGCUGCCCAUCUUGCAGAGCCAGAUGUUGAGGGAAUAUACGAGACGAAAAUUCUGCCAGAGCUCAAUGCCAUUCUCCAAAUUGGUUGUGUGUGCAAAGUGGAUAAGUCUGCAAAAAGACGAAGUAUCCAAGAUGGAUGGGAUCUUGCUGAAUUGCAAAUGAAGACAACUGCAGAGUGUUCAUACCUGGAACAGACCGUUUCAUUUUUCUAUCUAUACCACAGCUUGUCAGAAGGAAGGGGUGUAUAUGUCAUGUACUUCCCUACAUCUUUCAGAAUACAUGCAGUGGUUGUCAAUCCGUUCCGCAAUAAAGAGCUAUCGCCAUCAUUUCUUGAAAAGCAAUAUCGAGAUGCUUGUCAAGCUCUUGGCUCUCUGCAUGAAAACAUCACUUUCCUUGUGGAUUACCACACAUCAAUUGAUGCAGGUAGCAAGCAUGUGCAAAGAAUGUUACUUGAAUACAGACAACAACAUCCUGGACCUGUCAUAGGCGUCAUAGAAUGCCCUAAACUCCAAGCUCUAAAGUCAGCUGUACGGGCACUUGAUGAUUUCCCGUGUGUAACCAUUCCUUGCAAUGCACGGGAUAACAACUAUCAGGCUCUUGGUUGGCAAGCGACAGCUGGUAGAACAAGCAUGCAACGUUGUGCUGCAUCAACCCAAUGGUUUAAUGAAAGAAUUUCACUUGCUAGAUAUGCACAUGUCCCAUUGGGAAACUUUGAACUGGAUUGGCUUCUUUUCACCGCUGACGUGUUCUUUUCAAGGGCAUUGCGUGAUCAACAGCAGGUACUAUGGAUAUCUGACGAUGGUAUUCCCGAUUUAGGAGGCACAUAUGAAGGAGAUACUUGCUUUGCUGAUGAAGUCAUCCAGCCUGCUCUUACUUAUCCUGGUGCGUAUAGACGAGUUGCUGUUGAGCUUAAGAUCCAUCAUUUGGCUGUCAAUUCUCUCCUAAAGAGCAGUCAAGUAGAUGAAAUGGAAGGAGGGCCGAUCGGUAGCUUUGCAAAUGACAUGCCUGCUGGUCCAAAUGGCACUGAAACUGAAUUCGAUGAUGCUACCUUAUGUCUACCUGCUUUCCAAGUGCUGAAGCAACUCAUUCAGCGAUGCAUUUCAGAUGCAGUAUCUUCUGGAAAUGUGUUUGCUGAUGCAAUAUUGCAACAUCUCUACCGUUGGCUUUGCAGCCCACGAUCGAAACUUCAUGACCCAGCUCUCCAUCAUCUUCUUCAUAAUGUCAUGAAGAAGGUCUUUGCUCUCAUGUUGGCAGAGUUUCGAAAGCUUGGAGCUAAUGUCAUCUUUGCGAACUUUUCUAAGAUAAUAAUAGAUACUGGAAAAGUUGACCUGUUGUCAGCACGUGCAUACUGUGAUAGCUUACUGAAAACAUUGCAGACAAGGGAUAUUUUUGAGUGGGUGGAGCUGGAACCUUUGCAUUAUUGGCACUCCUUACUUUUCAUGGACCAGUAUAACUAUGGUGGUAUUCAGGCUAAAAUGCAAAAUGCAACAUCUGAGGGCAGCUCAGAUGGUGAUAACGAUAUCGACAUCGUCUCAAGCUGGAACAUAGCAGAAUACCUGCCUAAAGCUACACAAGAUCACUUUGUCUUAAUUGUAUCGGAGUUUUUGUAUGUUCCAUGGAAAUACAUGAAAGAACAAGUAGCUCUUCGAUCAACUACAAGGGAUGAGACCUCAUGCACACCAUCUAUAACAAUCAUGGCUGCUGAAAACCUUGAGGUUCAAGUCAUAGGAUAUCUCCGUGAUCAGAUAAGUAAUUACUUUGCAGACAAGCUUCUCAGGAUUGUAAGUGAUAUACUUCAUCAUUUCAAAGGAAAAGGCAAGUCCGAAUCAGUUGAACUUACAAACAGAGAACCUGAUCCUCACACACAUAAGGGAGAUGCUGCAUUAGAGUUCAUUAAGCAUAUAUGUGCUGUUCUUGCUCUUGAUCAGAAUGUUCAGCAUGAUAUUCUGAGAAUGAGGAAGAACUUGUUAAAGUUAGUUCGUGUAAAGGAGUUUGCUCCAGAAGCACAGUUCCAAGAUCCAUGUGCCUCAUUCACUCUCCCCAAUGUGAUUUGCAGCUAUUGCAAUGAUUGUCGGGAUCUUGAUCUCUGCCGUGAUUCAACACUCCAAGGUCAGGAGUGGAGGUGUGCUGUGCCGCAGUGCGGGCAGCCAUACCAUCGUGAACAGAUGGAAAAUGCACUUCUACAGGUAGUCCGUCAGCGAGAGAGGCUCUAUCACUUGCAGGAUUUGGUCUGCCUCCGCUGCAGGCAAGUGAAAGCGGCACACUUAUCUGAGCAGUGCUCCUGUGGAGGUGCAUUCCGGUGCAAGGAAGAAUCAUCGCAAUUCCUCAGCAAGAUGCGGGUUUUCCUAAAUGUUGCGGUCAGUCAAAAGUUCGAGCUGCUUCAGGAUGUUGUCCAAUGGAUUCUAGAGGUCAGAUGAUGUUUAUCACUACAUUAGUUAACUUGACAUAAUAUAGUUGAUCUCUGAUUUUGACCAGCUUACAUAGACCAGUGCAGCAAACAUUGUACAGAAAUGGGUGUAUAGCAGUACACUUGCAGUUUUCCAUAUUGUACUGUAUUUUUUAUUUUGGCUCUUUCAUGCUGUUCAGUAGAACUAGAUUGUCCCAUCCUGUUUGGAUGGGGCUUGACCUGCCAGAAGUGGUAUCGAGGGUUACUCAAGGUGUAUGUAGCUGUAACGUUAGUGCCAGCCUUCAACCCUGAUUGUAUAUCGAGAAUUUGUCUGUUUCACAUAUUUAAAUGUGAGCUGAUUCAUCUUUA
Molecule: messenger RNA, 7179 nt
Organism: Oryza sativa Japonica Group (Japanese rice)
Lineage: Eukaryota; Viridiplantae; Streptophyta; Magnoliopsida; Poales; Poaceae
Product: DNA polymerase epsilon catalytic subunit A
Biological process (GO): nucleotide-excision repair, DNA gap filling; DNA replication proofreading; DNA replication
Cellular component (GO): epsilon DNA polymerase complex; nucleus
Molecular function (GO): DNA binding; nucleotide binding; single-stranded DNA 3'-5' DNA exonuclease activity
Source: RefSeq, a predicted model, not a curated record